AUGAUGAUUUUCUUGUUCUAUUUAGUAUAUUUCUUACAAACAAUACUUGUUGCAGCUCAAGAUGAUUGCCAGCCAACAAGGUGCCUCGAUUCCGGCCCUGUUAUCCGGUUCCCGUUUCGCAUAAAAGGCCGACAACCUGAACACUGUGGCUACCCGGGCUUCGAUCUUUCGUGCAAUCCCAUCAACAACAUCACGGAGUUUGAGUUCCAAUUUCCGGUUAAGGCCUCGACCAACAAAAUUGUGAUUCCAUUAUCAGCCAAAGCUUCUGUCCAAGUAAUCGAUUACAAACUUCAAGUUAUACAUGUUUCUGUCCUCAAUGGCUCGUGUCUACCAAAACAGGUUCCUGUUUUCAACUCCACAGCAUCUCCUUUCGAGAUGUUUUAUCAGUAUAAUGUGGAUGCUAGUGGCUAUACUCUUUUCAAUUGUUCUGCAAAGCCGGAUGCUAACUCCUAUUCCGGCCCGAUCACUUGCCUGGGCAGCUCAAAGUAUCAAGUAUAUGCCUUCAGAUCAUAUUAUUCGGUUACAGAUUUUUCUCUGUCGAGUUGUGUGAAGAUGUACAACAUUUCAGAUGUCUCGGAAGUAAUUUUUCGGGGGCUGUCUGAAUAUUUAACUGAUGAUACUCAACUGCAUUGGUCGACACCAUUUUGCGGAAAUUGUGAAGCAACGGGAAAACAAUGCAGGUUCAAGAACAAUGGAAUGAAUAACGAAACUGAAUGUUUUGAGAUCCCCAAACAGCCUGAAAAUGACAGAGGUGCCUCAAAAAAGAGGGUUAAUUUGGGUGUAUCGAUUGGUUUGUUUUCAUUCUGGUAUCCAACCGAUCGACCUUCAAUGAAGGUCGUGAUUCAAAUGCUCAAAGGCGAAAACAUGCCGGUCAUGCCACCAAAUCCUUUUGCUGCUUCAGAAUCUGCAAAUAUAAAUACAUCAGCUACCAGUGGAAGCCUAUUUAGUAGUGAGUUUGAUAGCAUUUCUGAAAGAAGUGGGAGCAAUAAUUUAGUGUCUUCUUGA
Messenger RNA from Fraxinus pennsylvanica, 1005 nucleotides. NCBI's taxonomy places the organism in Eukaryota, Viridiplantae, Streptophyta, Magnoliopsida, Lamiales, Oleaceae. The record is from the annotation of a GenBank genome assembly.